AUUCUUCUUUUCAAAUAUCAUUAAAUCAACACUUCAAUUCACCACACUCUCGCUCCCAUUUCUCACUUUCUCUCUCUCUAACAAAAAUCUCCGACGACACAACCUCCGUGUCAACCACCACAAUCCACCAUGGAAAAACGCCCUCUCCAACCAAGCACCGCCGCCAACAUUCCUUCGAAAACAAUCGAAGAAAUGUACCAAAAGAAAACGCAGCUCGAACACAUCCUCCUCCGUCCCGAUACCUACGUCGGCUCAAUCGAGAAACACACUCAGAAUCUCUGGGUUUACGAAAACGACGAAAUGGUUCACCGAUCGGUGUCCUACGUUCCUGGACUUUACAAGAUCUUCGACGAGAUUCUCGUGAAUGCGGCCGAUAACAAACAGAGAGAUCCGUCGAUGGAUUCUUUGAAGGUUACGAUAGAUCCGGAGGAGAAUACGGUUUCUGUUUACAAUAACGGAGACGGAGUUCCGGUUGAGAUUCAUCAGGAGGAGAAGGUUUACGUUCCUGAGUUGAUUUUUGGUCAUCUGCUUACUAGUAGUAACUAUGAUGAUAAUGUGAAGAAAACUACUGGUGGAAGAAAUGGUUAUGGUGCUAAGCUCACGAAUAUUUUUUCGACCGAGUUUAUCAUUGAGACUGCUGACGGUCAUCGUCUGAAGAAGUAUAAGCAGGUGUUCUCAAACAAUAUGGGGAAGAAGGGUGAUCCAGUGAUAACCAAAUGCAAAGCUAAUGAGAACUGGACCAAGGUGACCUUUAAGCCUGACUUGGAGAAGUUCAAAAUGACUUAUCUUGAAGAGGAUGUUGUUGCUUUGAUGAAAAAGCGUGUCCUGGAUAUGGCUGGGUGCUUUGGAAAGACGGUUAAGGUUGAACUCAAUGGAACCGUGAUUCGUUUUAAGUCGUUCCGUGAUUAUGCUGAUCUCUUCUUGAAAUGUGCUGAGAAGUCCAAGCCUAUGCCCCUGCCAAGGAUUCAUGCCAAAGUAGGUGAUAGGUGGGAGAUUUGCGUCAGUCUAAGUGAUGGGCAAUUUCAACAGGUCAGCUUUGUUAACUCGAUUGCUACAAUCAAGGGUGGGACACAUGUUGAUUACAUCACCAAUCAGAUUACUACCUAUAUAAUGAACAAAGUGAAUAAGAAAAAGAAGGAUGCGAAUGUGAAAGCUCACACGGUUAAGAAUCAUUUGUGGGUUUUCGUCAAUUCUCUAAUUGACAACCCUGCUUUUGACUCUCAAACUAAGGAGACACUAACAACUAGACAAGCUAGUUUUGGUUCUAAAUGUGAUGUUCCAGAAUCAAUGUUAAAGGAUGUUGAGAAAUCUGGAAUAGUGGACACCCUCCUAUCAUGGGCAGAUUUUAAACAGAGUAAAGAUUUGAAGAAAACUGAUGGAACUAAGACCCAAAGGCUCCGUGGGAUCGUAAAGCUUGAGGAUGCCAAUGAAGCUGGUGGAAGGAACUCUGAGAAAUGUACUUUGAUUUUGACAGAGGGGGAUUCUGCCAAGGCCCUUGCUAUGGCCGGUCUUUCUGUGGUGGGUCGAGACCACUAUGGUGUGUUUCCAUUGAGAGGAAAAUUGCUGAAUGUGCGAGAAGCUAGCAGUAAACAAAUAAUGGAAAACGAAGAAAUUCAGAAUAUAAAAAAGAUUCUGGGAUUGCAGCAAAACAAAGAGUACACUAAUGUGAAGUCUUUGAGAUAUGGUCAUUUGAUGAUUAUGGCUGAUCAGGAUCAUGAUGGCUCACAUAUCAAAGGGCUUCUGAUUAAUUUCAUUCAUUCCUUCUGGCCAUCAUUGCUUAAGGUUCCAUCUUUCUUGGUGGAGUUUACUACUCCCAUUAUAAGGGCUUCUCAUCCGAACAAGACAAUAACAUCAUUUUAUUCCAUGCCGGAAUAUGAAGCAUGGAAAGAAAGAUUGGGGAACAGUGCAACUAGUUGGAAGAUAAAGUACUAUAAGGGGUUGGGUACAAGUACCCCCCAAGAAGGGAGAGAGUACUUUAGUGAUCUUGGUAAGCACAGAAAGGAUUUCAUUUGGGAUGAUGAACUCGAUGGAAAUGCAAUUGAGCUGGCAUUCAGCAAGAAAAAAGCUGAAGAUAGGAAGAUUUGGAUGCGUAAUUUUGAGCCUGGAACUUGCCGCGAUCAUGAAGCAAAACUUAUAAACUAUAAGGACUUCGUUAACAAAGAGCUUAUAUUGUUCUCAAGGGCAGAUCUACAGAGGUCCAUUCCCUCUAUGGUUGAUGGCCUUAAACCUGGUCAAAGGAAGAUUCUUUUUGGUUCAUUUAAGAAAAAAUUGUACAAAGAAAUUAAAGUUGCCCAGUUUAUUGGUUAUGUGUCUGAGCACUCUGCUUACCACCAUGGUGAACAAAGUCUUGCUAGCACAAUUAUUGGAAUGGCACAGGAUUUUGUGGGCAGCAACAAUAUCAACCUUCUCAAACCAAACGGUCAAUUUGGUACUCGUAACUUGGGUGGUAAAGACCAUGCAAGUGCCAGAUACAUUUACACUGAGCUAAGUCCUGUUACUCGAUGCCUCUUCCAUGAGGAUGAUGAUAAACUUCUUGAAUAUUUGAAUGAAGAUGGGAAGUCCAUUGAACCAAAUUGGUACAUGCCAAUUAUACCUUUGGUUCUUGUCAAUGGAAGUGAGGGAAUUGGGACAGGUUGGAGUUCUUACAUUCCCAACUAUAAUCCACGGGAAAUUAUUGCCAAUGUAAGACGAUUGCUGAAUAGUGAGGAAUUAGUGCCAAUGGAUCCAUGGUACAGAGGAUUCAGAGGUACUAUUGAGAAAAGUGCCAAAGAAGGUGGCUAUAUAGUCAAUGGCACUGUAACUGAAAUAGAUGAGCAAACUUUCAGAAUCACAGAGCUUCCUAUACGUAAGUGGACUCAAGAUUAUAAGCAAUUUCUUGAAUCCAUAACUGAUGGGACCCCUAAUGUCAAAGAUCCACUCAUCGAGGAUUUUAGGCAAAAUGGUGAUGAUGCAAUUGUAGACAUUGAAAUCAAGAUGAAGCCAGAAAAGAUAGCUACAAUCUUGCAAGAAGGAUUAUUCAAGAAAUUCAAAUUGACUAACACUAUUAGCACAAACAACAUGCACCUUUUUGAUGCAGAGGGAAAAAUUAAGAAAUUUGACACUCCCGAACAAAUUCUUGAAGAGUUCUUUCCACUUCGGCUAGACUAUUAUGAGAAGAGAAAGGAGUAUAUAUUGGGCAACCUUAAUCGGCUGUUGUUGAUUUUGGAUAACAAAGUCAGGUUUAUAUUAGGGGUUGUGAAUGGAGAAAUUAUUGUGAGCAACCGGAAAAAAGCUGAGUUGUUGAUUGAACUGAAGCAGAAAGGUUUUACUCCCAUGCCCAGGAAAGGUAAAUCCGCCAAACCACAAGUUGCUGGGGCAAAUGAUGGUGAUUCAGAAGAGCAGGAAGAUACUGAGCUCGAAACUGGAUCUCAGCCUGUCAGUGUUGAAGGAGCAACAUGGGGUGACUACGAGUAUCUUUUAUCCUUACCUAUUGGAACUUUGACUCUUGAAAGUGUGCAAAAGUUGCUUGAUGAAAAGACUGAAAAGGAAAAGGAGUAUGAAAUUUUGUCCGGAACACCAACAACAUCACUGUGGUUGAAGGAUCUAGAUGAGUUUGAAAAGAAACUUGAUGAGCUAGAUAGCAAAGACGCAGAAGAGGAUCGAAAGAGAGCAAGCCAAGGAAGUAAAAAAGCAAAUGGUUUUGUUUCAAAACCUUCAAAGAAGCCGCCACAACCACGAAAGAAUACUAAGAAGACCAAAAAUGCUGAGCCAGAGAGUGGUAGUUCUUCAAUGGAAAUUGAGAAUGCUGUUGAAGUUGCAAAACCAGCUGAGGUUGCAAAACCAAAAGGACAAGCAGCUCCUAAGAAGAAUAUCCAAAAGGAACCUGAAGAUGAGAUUCAAUCUCUUCAAGAACGCCUAGCUGCGUACAACUUUGAAUCAUCUGGUGAAAAAUCACAAGCGAUGGAAAGUGAAGAAGUGCAACAGAAGGCUGCUGGGAAGAAACAGAAUAAUAAAAAGGGUGGGGCAAAAAAGAAGUCAAGUACCAUAGUGUUGGAAUCAGAUAGUGAUAAUGAAGUUAAUGAUGUUGACGACGACGACGAUGAUGACUUCGAAGAAGUACAACAGAAGGCUGCACCAGUUAAGAAGGGAGGGAGAAAGCCUGCUGCUCAGAAUGCCAAGAAGGCACCUGCAAAGGCUCCCGCAAAGGCACCUGCAGCCCCUAAGAAAAGAAAUGCUGGCACUAAACAAUCGGCUGGUCAAAAAUUAUUAACUGAUAUGUUGCAGCCAGCUGAAGGUACAGGUACUUCCCCAGAGAAGAAAGUGAGGAAGAUGAGGGAGUCUCCUUUUAACAAGAAGAGUGGUUCUAUACUGGGCAGGGCUGCUGCUAAGGAUAUAAGUCCGAUUUCAGAAGACAUAUCUGCAGGUUCUGCUUCUAACUCUCCUGUUUCCGAAGAUGAAAUGGUUGAGAUUGCACCACAGCCAGCAAGGGUAAGACCCCAGAGGGCAAAUCGUGCUCAAAAGAAAUAUGCAGUGAGUGAAUCUGAGAGUGAAGAUGAUUCGGAUGAGGAUGUGGAAUUGUCAGAUUUUGAAGAAGAUGAUGACUAGAUUAUUCUUUUAAUCGCAUUAGUGAAACUAGAUGAAUGCUGUGUUACUGUUCUGUAAAAAACUGAUCUGUGUCUUGCAGACUUGUGUUUGUUAUUUGAUGACUUGAACUCAUUAGUUUGAAUGUAACAAUCAGAUUUCUGACUCUAGCCAUUGUUCUUCUAUUCCUUGUGGAUAUUUGCAUCUGAAUUUAAUUAGUUUGUUUUGUA
This is a messenger RNA of Vicia villosa (hairy vetch), 4790 nucleotides long. Its product is annotated as DNA topoisomerase 2-like. The transcript has 19 exons. Gene Ontology annotation, molecular function: DNA topoisomerase type II (double strand cut, ATP-hydrolyzing) activity; DNA binding; ATP binding. The record is from RefSeq and is a predicted model, not a curated record. Lineage: Eukaryota; Viridiplantae; Streptophyta; Magnoliopsida; Fabales; Fabaceae. Gene Ontology annotation, biological process: resolution of meiotic recombination intermediates; DNA topological change; sister chromatid segregation. The coding region runs from base 130 to 4584 and encodes 1484 amino acids. Gene Ontology annotation, cellular component: nucleus.